Molecule: messenger RNA, 741 nt
Organism: Thermochaetoides thermophila DSM 1495
Lineage: Eukaryota; Fungi; Ascomycota; Sordariomycetes; Sordariales; Chaetomiaceae
Product: dihydroneopterin aldolase-like protein
Exons: 1
Coding region: 1-741 (246 amino acids)
Source: RefSeq, a predicted model, not a curated record
AUGGCUGUGCCUCUCAAAACAACUCCGCAAAUCCGGGCCCUGGCACCUGAGCCGCCUGCUACCGUCUGCGUGCAGAACCUGCAUCUGACGCUGACGCACGCGGGACAUGAUGCUUGGGGUCGCGCAGGCAAGUCUCAGCCGUGCACUAUCUCGGUUGAAGUGGGUUUUGCGGAGCGUUUCUCUACGGCCGCCGCGUCAGAUCGGCUGGGAGAGGACACGGUGCACUACGGGACGCUGAGCAAAGUUGUGUUAGGGAGCGUGGCGCGAUUUGAGGAAGGGAGUAGGCAGCAUGCCUUAGGGCAGGGAGAACGCGGGCUGAUGCACGUGUUGGAACAUGUUUGGCGAGACUUGACGGGACUCAAGUUGGACGGAACUGAGGUGAAGGUUGCUGGGGAAACGCCAUUGAUCGAUAUUGCUAAGGUCCAAUUUUUGUCACUAACUGUAGGGCUACCUAAAGCAUCGCUCUUGGGCGACGGAGUGGCGCUUAGAGCCAGCGCAGUCGUGGAUCCCUCGUUACGGAGAGUCUCUGCGAGGGCGUUGGCUCUCGAAAUCACCCGGCUCAAGGUGCCAACCCUUAUCGGUGUGAACGCGAAUGAGAGGUUGGCCAAGCAGUUUGUUGUGGUAACAGUUACUAUUGAGAAAUUUGACCAGUCGGAGGAUAUUUACCCUGGGGUAGAGGCUGCUGUGGUCAAGGUCAGUUUUGGCUCUUACCUCGACGGAGAACGACUAUGGGGGUGCUGA